This is a messenger RNA of Rhagoletis zephyria (snowberry fruit fly), 767 nucleotides long. RefSeq lists its product as uncharacterized. NCBI's taxonomy places the organism in Eukaryota, Metazoa, Arthropoda, Insecta, Diptera, Tephritidae. The record is from RefSeq and is a predicted model, not a curated record.
CAAUAUUCAGGGCUGUCAUGGAAUCCAAGUCGGUUUUGCUUUUUGUCGGAAUUACAAACCAAUAUUGGUUUCAUUUGGUGUCAUGAAACCGGAUUGGUUUUGCUCUUUUCGAACAUAAACAAAACCGAUGUUCGAAUCAGCUGUUUUGCUCAUUUGUGUGCAUGGCGGCAAUUUGAAUGUACAUUUUUUUGACACAAUUUUUUAAAAUUGAAUUGUUUUCAUUAAUUUAAAUAAAAGUAAGUGAGCGCAAAAUGACAUCCGCAGUUAUCGCAUUUCUGUUCUUGGAAGAAGAAAGUUCCGAGAAGGUUAAAAGAAAAAUUUUGAGAGAUUGCGGCGAUCCACUUGAGCUGCCCGAGACAGCUUUCAUAGCAUAUUAUCGCCUAAACAAAGAGGUACUUGACACCAUUGAAGGGCACUUGACACGUUCGAAAGUUCCACCAGUGCUGCAGUUAGCAGCUUCGUUGCGAUUUUUAGCAGAAGGAUCCUGUCAAAGAUCAGUCGGGAACGAUUCUAGCAUAAGUGUAGCUAGAAGCGCGGUGUCAACGAUUUUAGAUGAUGUGCUUAAGGUUAUGGAGCGGUUCAUUUGCCCUCAGUGGGUGAAACUAGAAAUGGACUGCAUCGAAAAGCGCAUAUCAAGAGACUAUUUUUACUUAAAGUACAAAAUUCCCUCAAUAAUUGGUUGCAUCGACGGGACACACAUAAAAAUCAUUAAGCCCAGUAUUGACGAACAUUUAUUUUAUAAUCGAAAAUAAUUCAGUAUGAAUGCC